Molecule: messenger RNA, 1844 nt
Organism: Epinephelus fuscoguttatus (brown-marbled grouper)
Lineage: Eukaryota; Metazoa; Chordata; Actinopteri; Perciformes; Serranidae
Gene: slc35f2
Product: solute carrier family 35 member F2
Exons: 8
Coding region: 84-1097 (337 amino acids)
Biological process (GO): transmembrane transport
Cellular component (GO): membrane
Molecular function (GO): transmembrane transporter activity
Source: RefSeq, a predicted model, not a curated record
GUGGGAAAUUCAGGGUCGCCUGCGGUUUGUACAGUUACAGCCUGAGGGAUGUCUUCACAUGGCAUCUGCUGAAGACCAUCAUCAUGGGGCAGGUCUUGUCCCUGCUCAUCUGUGGGACGGCAGUGAGCUGUCAGUACCUGGCCAAUGCCAAGGUGGAGACGCCCAUGCUGCAGAGCUUCCUCAACUACGCCCUCCUGCUGCUCGUCUAUACAACCAUACUCUGCACCCGCAAAGGUGACAGGAACAUCCUGCAAAUUUUAAAAACCAAGUGGUGGAAAUAUUUAGUGAUGGGUCUGGCAGAUGUGGAGGCAAACUACACAGUUGUGAAGGCCUACCAGUUCACCACCCUGACAAGUAUACAGCUGCUGGACUGCUUCGUCAUCCCAGUGCUGAUGGUUCUCUCCUGGUUCUUCCUGAAGACUCGCUACAAGCUGGUCCACUUUGUAGCUGUAGGGGUGUGUUUGCUGGGGGUGGGGGCCAUGGUGGGAGCUGACAUCCUGGCUGGAAGAGACCAGGGAUCCACCAGUGAUGUGGUGCUGGGAGAUGGUCUGGUCCUGCUCAGCGCUCUCCUCUACGCUGUAUCCAAUGUGUGCCAGGAGUACACAGUGAAGAACCUGAGUCGGGUUGAAUUCCUGGGCAUGAUGGGCCUUUUUGGGACGGUCAUCAGCGGCGUACAGCUAGCUGCACUGGAGACUCAAGCAGUGGCUGCAAUAAAGUGGGACUUUCACAUUUCCAUGCUGUUUGCAGUCUACGCCCUGUGUAUGUACGCACUGUACAGCUUCAUGCCUGUGGUGGUGAAGAUGACCAGCGCUACUGCGGUCAACCUCUCGCUGCUCACCGCUGACCUCUUCAGCCUCUUCUGUGGCAUCUUCCUCUUCCACUACACAUUUUCAACUCUGUACAUCAUCUCCUUUGUCGUCAUUACUGUGGGUUUCGUCAUGUUCAACGCCAUUCCCACGUACUCGGUGUUACCAGAGUCCGGCUCCAGUGAGGACGACCCCACCGACGCGUCAGCUGAGAGCCCCUUGGACCAUUUAUUGUCUGUGGGCAGAGACACUGAGAGAACUGAGACAGUCACUGCUCUGGCUGCACUGUGACUGAAAACUACUGACUGAAGACAGAGGGCUGUACUGUAGCUGAAAACGGAUCUGCUGAAACACUUAGUUUUUCUUCCAUUAUAGGUCAGGGUUUUUUUGCCUUUACUGGAUAGAGCAGCCAAAGACAGACAGGAAAGGGGGGGAAACAGAGAGGACAUGCAGUAAAGUGUUGCAGAUCGGAAUCAAACCCCGUCUGCUGCUAAGGACAGCCUACAUGAGGUGCACACUCUACCAGGUGAGCUCCAGGUGCCCCAACAUUGUUACAGAAUGACAUUGUUUUUGUACUUAGCCAGAAAGUUCACUGAUUUUUGGUAUGUUGCAUUUUCAGAAAGAUAAUGCAGCUGUAUGACUCAUUGCAUUGUAGUAUUAGCACAUUCCUAUUUAUGUCAUUUUUAAAAAGAGAUUUCUCUAUCACCGAUGAUUGAAUAUCUGUUACUGCACAUGUGCUGGAUGUUGACGUGUUAAACACAAACAAUGCACUGCUAUUUAUUGUGCCAAAUUUUAAGUGUUACUUCUGCUCUCCUUUGUUUAAUAUUAAUGAUAUUUUACAAUUAUAUUAUGUCAUUGUUUUAAAUUUAAACACAAGCCAAUCAUGAAGUGAAAUUUUUAUGUCUGUUGCUGAUGGUGCUGUUAGUUUUUUUUUACCUGCCAGAUGUACUGCAAAUCACAUGGUUGUCUCUGCCGUGUGUAAAGCAUGUUAGCGUGCAGCAGCAGUUUUACUUUUUUACUAUUAAAUUAAUUUUAUAU